CACAACGCGAGUCUUUACAAUCGGGUGGAAUAAUUCAAAUCGAAAUUUUUAAAAAGUUUUUCCUGGGAACACCAGAAAUGUUCUUACCCAAAAACUAACUCAGGAAAUAAUAUGGACGUCGGAUUGGAUUCCGAUAUCCGUCUAUAUCUGCGGCCAUUAGCGUAUUCGAAUUAUUUUAAUAAUUCUGGGAAAAACGAAACAAAAUUUCUGGGAUGGAAUCUGCCAGUUGAGUCCCUGCAUAUGGUGCAUCCUUAUUGGCGUGGUUUUCUAGCUCCACCAACUUAUCACCAUGCCCUCUAUUUCAUCAUCUAUUUGGCCCUAUUUUCAUUCUCUAUUUUUGGAAAUGGAUUGGUGAUAUGGAUUUUCGGAACAUCGAAAUCGUUGCGGACACCUUCGAAUUUAUUUAUCAUCAAUUUAGCUGUUUUUGAUUUGUGCAUGGCUGAGAAUUCGUUGGUGUUUCUGGGGAAUUCCAUUUGGGGACGAAUGCUGGGCGAUGACUUAGGUUGUAAUAUUUAUGCAUUUAUGGGAGGAAUUGCAGGAGUUGGUGCUGCAAUUUCAAAUGCUAUGAUCGCUUUUGAUAGAUACAAAACAAUAUCAAGUCCAAUUGAUGGUCGUUUGAAUGCGUUUCAAGUGUCAAUGUUAAUUGUUGUUACUUGGUUUUGGGCGAUACCAUUUAAUUUGAUGGCAUUCCUUAGAAUAUGGGGUCGUUAUAUGCCAGAAGGCUACUUGACCACAUGUUCCUUUGACUAUUUAACCGAAGAUGAUGAAACUAAAAACUUUGGAUUGGGAAUUUUUAUUUGGGCUUACUUAAUUCCAAUGAUCAUCAUAUGUACCUUCUAUACCAAACUAUUUUUACAUGUAAGAGCUCAUGAAAAGAUGCUUGCGGAACAAGCUAAAAAGAUGAAUGUUAAAUCGCUGUCAGCCAAUCCAACAGCAAAUAGUGUCGAAAUAAGAAUAGCCAAAGCGGCCUUCACAAUUUACUUUCUUUUUAUUUGUGCAUGGACGCCUUAUACGAUGGUUUUCAUGAUAUCGAAUUUUGGUAAUCGAAAUCUUAUAACACCAUUUACAUCAAUGCUUCCUGCAAUGGCCGCUAAAAUAGUGUCUUGUAUUGAUCCAUGGGUUUAUGCAGUGAGUCAUCCUAAAUACCGUCUGCAGCUGGAAAAACGUGUUCCAUGGCUUGGAAUAACAGAAAAGAAUAUACCUCAAGAAACCGAAAGUAAAUCAACAACAAGUGAUGUUGAAACUGCAGCGUAAAAAAUUGAAAUUUUGCGAAGCGUAAAACGAAAAUAAGAUUAAUUUAUAAUUAUAUAAUAUAAGAUAGAUAUUUUAUUUAUUAAAGCAAUGAAUUACAAAAAUUCACAAAAAAAUACAAAAAAAAAAGACUAGAUUAGACAAAUAAAGUGCAUUCAAGAAAAUUGA
Messenger RNA from Eupeodes corollae, 1419 nucleotides. RefSeq names its product opsin Rh5 (gene Rh5). NCBI's taxonomy places the organism in Eukaryota, Metazoa, Arthropoda, Insecta, Diptera, Syrphidae. The record is from RefSeq and is a predicted model, not a curated record. Gene Ontology annotation, molecular function: G protein-coupled receptor activity. The transcript is spliced from 7 exons. Gene Ontology annotation, biological process: visual perception; G protein-coupled receptor signaling pathway. Gene Ontology annotation, cellular component: membrane. The coding region runs from base 112 to 1254 and encodes 380 amino acids.